AUGUAUGUGAAAUUGGUUGAGGCAGCAAUGUUUUACUAUGUAAAAUGUAAAAAAAAAAAAUUACAUUAUUUAAAAUUUUUAAAUUUCCCGCCUCCCGCGGGGCCCGUACGUCCCGACGUCACAGGGACCGGAACACAGAAGCCGGAUGCCGGCAUUGGACGAAGGAGAUGGCCGGGGACGCUGCAGGGGACACAUCGCGGGAGCACAGAACAAGGUAAGAGAAGAACAGAUCCCGGAGCAGCGCCGCAUGGUAAGCCCGAGUGUAGCUCGGGGUUAUCGCUUGUGGUACUGAAACUUUACCCCGAGCUAAACUCGGGAAUACCGCCAGGGAGGUUAAUUUAUAUGUUA
Staurois parvus is the source of this 348-nucleotide messenger RNA. Lineage: Eukaryota; Metazoa; Chordata; Amphibia; Anura; Ranidae. The record is from the annotation of a GenBank genome assembly.